Messenger RNA from Stegostoma tigrinum, 618 nucleotides. RefSeq names its product cardiotrophin-2-like. The record is from RefSeq and is a predicted model, not a curated record. Lineage: Eukaryota; Metazoa; Chordata; Chondrichthyes; Orectolobiformes; Stegostomatidae. The transcript has 3 exons. Bases 1 to 618 code for a protein of 205 amino acids.
AUGCAGGAUCUGCGAGGUAUUCUGAGCCUUCUUCUGAUCCAGCUGCUGGGUCACUCCCAGGAGGCACCCAUUGCUGUGCCCACAUUAAUUGGGCAGACCCAUGAUCUGUUGCUCCUCCUGCAGGAGAAAGCCUCCUCUCUGCUGAGCACCUACCUCACAGCAAUGGGCCUCCCAUUCUCUGAGCCAGGUUUCAGCCUCCCAGACAUGACCAUCAUCGGGCUGCCCUCACCCUCCAUCGGGUACCUGGCCUGGCGCAGGCUGACAGACGGCCAGCGCCUUUCGGAAAACUACCGGGUCUACAGCCUGCAACUGGAGUACCUGCAGCUGGUGCAGGACGACCUGCAGGCCCUAGGCCUGGGGCAGAGCUCCGGGAAGCUGACCGAGCAGCUCACCAACUGCCAGACACAGAUCCAGGGCCUCCUAGCCAACCUGCACUCCCUGCUGGAGGCCCUGGCUCAGCCCCUUCCUGCCAUUGGCGAGCCCCUGGACUCCAGGGCUUAUAGGACCUCCGACUUCGAGAGGAAGCUCAGGGGGUAUGUCAUCUGCCGGGAGUACGUGCGCUGGAUCGACCGGACACUGCGGGAUUUCGCACUCCUCUCUGACAGUGUCUCCGCCUGA